Paramecium pentaurelia is the source of this 426-nucleotide messenger RNA. The record is from the annotation of a GenBank genome assembly. NCBI's taxonomy places the organism in Eukaryota, Ciliophora, Oligohymenophorea, Peniculida, Parameciidae.
AUGGAUAUUAUAUAUCAGAUAAUUUAUUAAAAAGUAGCUAAAAAUUAAUUUUUAUUUAAAUUUUAAAGAGUAUUUAUGAGCAAAUAUAUAUAUAAGUCUAGAACUUACUCAAAGGUAUCUGAAGAUUAGAAAAAAAAACUAUUAAAAUUGGUUUGUUUUUUUGGAUUUAAAAUAAAGGAUGUAUUUAAUAUAGUAAUUUACAAAUAGGCAGCCUAAUAAUUGAAUAUUAAAUAUGCAGCAGCCAAAUCAUAUAUGAUUUUCCAUAGAAAUAAUGUAAUGAUGUCUAAACAUUCAAUUAAUUCAUAGUAAGUAUGUUAGAUUGCACCACUUUCAUUAAAAAAGUGCAAACUGACUAUUAUAUCGAAAAUAGGUGGAGAUGUAGUUUAAUAACUUAAAUUUGAAUACCCUACCAUCAAAUAAGAAUGA